AUGUUUUUUAAUUUCAUUUUCUUCCUUGAUUCAUUUUGUCUUUCUUUCUUUCUUUCUUUCUUUUCUUUCUUUCUUUCUUACUUUUUUCUUUCAUUUAUUCUUUCUUUCUUUCUUUCUUUCCUUCUUUCUUUCUUUCUUUCUUUCUUUCUUUCGUUCGUUCGUUCGUUCUUUUCUAAUUUCCGUUUCGCAUUAUCUCCUAUGGUUUUUAAUUUCAUUUUCUUCCUUGAUUCAUUUUGUCUUUCUUUCUUUCUUUCUUUCUUUCUUUCUUUCUUACUUUUUUCUUUCUUUCAUUUAUUUUUUCUUUCUUUAUUUCUUUCUUUAUUUCUUUCUUUCUUUUGUUCUUUCUUUCCUUCUUUCUUUCUUUCUUUCUUUCUUUCGUUCGUUCGUUCGUUCUUUCUUCUUUCAUUCUUUUCUAAUUUCCGUUUCGCAUUAUCUCCUAUGUUUUUUAAUUUCAUUUUCUUCCUUGAUUCAUUUUGUCUUUCUUUCUUUCUUUCUUUCUUUCUUUCUUUCUUUCUUACUUUUUUUUUCUUUCAUUUAUUCUUUCUUUCUUUCUUUCUUUCUUUCCUUCUUUCUUUCUUUCUUUCUUUUGUUCUUUCUUUCUUUCUUUCUUUCUUUCUUUCUUUCUUUCUUUCGUUCGUUCGUUCUUUCUUCAUUCAUUCUUUUCUAAUUUCCGUUUCGCAUUAUCUCCUGUAUUUUUCAAAUUUUUUCUUCCUUUCUUCUUUUUUCUUUCUUUCUCUAUCGAUAUAUUUUUCUUUCUUUACUUUUCUCCUUUUUUUUCUUUUCGCUUUUUUCUUUCAUUCUCUUUUCCUCUUUUCCCCUCUUUCAUUCAUCCAUUCAUUCUUUCUUUCUUUUUUCACUGCAUAUUUCUUAUUUUCAUUUGAUUUUCUUUUUUUUCAUUUUUUUCUUUUAUUUUCCUUAGCUUUCUCUUUCUUUCUUUCUUUCUUUCUUUCUUUCUUUCUUUCUUUCUUUCUUACAUUUUUCUUUCUUUUUUGUUAG
This is a messenger RNA of Acanthosepion pharaonis, 996 nucleotides long. The record is from the annotation of a GenBank genome assembly. Lineage: Eukaryota; Metazoa; Mollusca; Cephalopoda; Sepiida; Sepiidae.